GUCAUCGCGCUCUAGGGUCAGUGACAAGGGCAGACAUUGCACUCAAAGGAGCCUCGGAACCUCCAGAAUCCAUUCCAAGAUGCCUUCUAAACACUAUCCAGUGACACUGUGACUUCACUGACCAACCACAUCAAUUUUUCAGCGGGGAACCGAGACCAUUCCGCCAUGGAUGCCUAUCCUCUUGACUACGUCGGCCACAACCUUCCGCUUGUUCUUCUCUCCGGAAUUGAACCCGCUGGUCAGGAAUCGUUACAUCUACCGUCGUCCGAUGUCACCUAUCCCCAGUUGAAUGAGAACGGUAUCCAAAUAUUCUCCGACUUUCCGCCAUUAACAGAUGCGACUGCAAAGAGAUUAUUAGUUGACCUCCUGGCGGAGGAUGCGUCAAAGUCUCCAUGGAAUGCCCGGGCAUACGGCGGAAAAGCAAGAGGAAUCGGGUUUAGAGUAAAACGGGUUGGGCGGACCUAUACUCUCCCUCCACGUAAAGCCCGGCCGCCGAUUCCAUCGUCAUCCCCCAGCAGCAGCAAUCACAAUGAAGCCGCAGGUGCUCCCCUUAUCCUGCAUUCGCCAAUUUCCCCCCUGACCCCCGCCUCACCUACGUAUCCAGAUGGGAUAGCAACGCCCUUAUGGGUAACAAAACAUCAGAGCUUGGUCCCUACCGCAUUCGUCAAUUUUUUCCCGCUUACACUUGACUCAAAUAUGGCGUCCCUUCGCGACAAUCAGCUAAAGAUUGAAAUCAACACCUUAAAGAAAGAUUGGGCCAGUUCUGGUUAUAAGACAAGGUUCGUGGUCGCGCUUAUAUGUGAGGACGGGCCCGUGCCUGGAGACAUAAAUGAUCGGAUAUCGAGCAUACGGAGGGCUACGAAUCUGGACCUUAAGAACAUCUUCGUUCUUCCACCUACUCCGUCGCAGGAGGACUUUCGUGAUUUUGUGAGGUCUCUCUUUUCUUCUCUGCAGGGUCCAUGCGUCGAGUACUAUCGAGAUCUGUCAAAACACGCUAGGCGGAAAAGAAAUCGAGGGUCUAUACCUCCCCCAACAGCGCCCCCCACAACAGGAACAUCACAAACGCUGGCAGCUCAGGGUUGGAAUAUCCGGUACGAGUUUAAACUCGGUGUGUUUGCAGAGUUUCGCCAGGAAAUAGAUGCUGCCUGUCGAAGUUACGAAAGCGCGUAUGCGCUACUCUUCGGGGAAGAAGUGUUUGAAACGAUUGCUGGAUGGAGUCCUCGGUUCGAUGAUGCGCGAAUGUUAGCUGAUGUUCUUGCCAUUCGGAUCAUUCGAUGUCUUUUGUGGACUGAGCAGACAACUUUGGCUGUUCGAGUAUGGCUGAUGCAUGAAAAGCGUAUAAAGGAUAUUGUUGGCAGUCGUGGGAAGGGUACUAACAACUAUGGCUGGGAAGCCUGGGAGGCUAGAUGGUCGCUAGUAAUGGCUGAUCUGAUGCGCCGAGCAGAUUUAUCCGUUCUAAAAGUCCCAAGCCAUGCAGCAGACUCCUAUCCAAUCCGCCAGGCGACAAUAUAUGCCCCCCCGGAAGAGACUAUAUCUGCUAACGAAAGGCUGUACCCUUGGGAAUUACUCCAUCAUGCGGGCUACUGGCUGAAUCGGGCCGCUAAGCAUACUUCACGAAGAAGGUUAUUGGCUGAAAAGAUCCCAGACGAAGAUAGAUCCGCGCCCACCCAAGCGUCACCUGCCCAGGCAAAGGGUCGAUCAAAUGUAUACGAUACAUACCUCGCCCCAGAGCCUUUCGAUGAAUAUCCCCUUUCUGAUAGCAAUGGUACAAACCAUUCAAAACUGAUCAUUAGCUAUCUUACAGCUUCUUCGGAGGAGUUUUCGAAAAGAGGCCAGUUACGCAUGGUAGAGAGCCAGAAACUAGAUAUGGCAAGGGAGCAUAUGCGCCUAGGCGAAUGGGAAAUUGCAUUGGAUAUCCUCCAAUCAAUAUGGCCGGUCCUGACUUGGAGAAGGGAUGGUUGGUGGCACCUAAUGGAGGAAUUUGGGUGGGCGCUGAGGGAGUGUGCACACCAAGUUGGGCACUCUGAAACCAUUAUAAGAGUUGAUUGGGAAUUGAUGAACCGCUGCUUUACACCGAGAGUAGGAUGGAGCUACGAUCUGAAAAGGGGCGUUGUAGAUCUUCCCACUGUCGAGCCGAAGCCUUCCAUCGUAUUCAAGGAAGAGGAGGUAAUUUCAUUUUUGUCAGCCUCAUUCGCUUUCCAAAAGCUAGAAGGGAACGUCGGCGAACCAUUGCAAUCUCAGCUCGUUAUUGGAUCGUGUGCUCAUGGAAGCGCUUCGCCGAUUUCUUUAACUGAGGUGAAGGUCACCUUUGAGGGUAGCCUUCGUCCAAUCAAGCUCCAGGCAAGCCAUGAAGCCGCGAUAGUCGCGUGUAACCAAACCGAGAUUUCAAAUAUCACGCUGUCUGACUCCCUACUAUCGGAUUCGGCCAGUAUUCUAUCACAUCCGAGCAAUCUGCCUUCCAUGACUAGCACGGCCGAUCUGACAUUAGCUCCGGGUCAGACUAGGGUUUUCAAUCUAAUAUCUAUACCGCGUGAAGCUGGUGAAGUCAAGGUGUCUUCAAUCACUUUGAUGUUCGAAGAUGAAAGGUUUGACAUUACGUACGUCGUAACUCAACAGCCUUCCAAAGAAUCUGUCUGGUGGACUUUGGGCAAAAAAGGCGCUAUGUCAAGAAGAAUUGGCAAAGAUAGAGAUACUUCCGCCUGUAAUAUUUUGCCAAAACCACCGAAGGUUCUUAUCACAACCCCCUCAUUGCGCAAUCACUAUUAUACAGAUGAGCAUAUGGUCCUUGACAUUCUAGUUGACAAUGAAGAAGACGAACCGGCGGAGAUUUCUGUUGAAGUUAGGUUACUUGGGCAAUCGGAAGCGUCCGCUCAAAUACAUUGGGCAGAUGAACCAGAGGCCGAUGCUCAGUCUAAUAAGUUUGCUCCUACAACCCCAACUGGUUCUGACCCCUCUCUGGGCCAAAUAAAGCGAAGGAGUAUCGGUAUCGUUGAUGCCACUUGCCGGAGAACACUACCCCUCAUGUUCACAGACACGUCCAUGCCACAAGACUACGAGCUUGAAAUUUCCGCAUUCUACCAUCUUGUUUCAGAUCCGGCAACGCCGAUAUUCAAAACAGUGACUCUUGACCUCUCUUUUAUUCGCCCCUUUGAGGCAAAUUAUGAGCUCAUGCCUCGUGUCCAUCCAGAUGCUUGGCCGGACUUUUUUCAUCUCGAUGAGCCUGGAUUUAGUGAUGAGUCCGAGUCCAGGGCGCACGGUCUGCAGCAACGAUGGUGUUUGAAUUGCAAGAUAAUCUCAUUUGCCCACGAAGCUCUAUUGAUUGAUGAAGUAGAGGUAACAGUAAACGGAAUAGCGGGCGGGCUCGUUCGCCAGGUCGGACCAGGGUUACGCAAGGAUAAUAACGCAGCAGAGAUCCUCCCGGAACAAGUUCGCGAAUGCGACUUCAAUAUUGAACUUCAACGCCUCGCUCUUGACGACCGCCAAACGACGACGCUAAAUCUAUCCCUUGAUAUCAGAUGGCGCCGGCAAGGGGCAGAAGCGGCAUCGUCCUCGACCAUUGAAGCAUUCAUACCUACAACGACGCUCCCAAUUCCCCGCUUCGUCAUUCCUAUGGGAGAACCACGCGUUCUGGCAACGGUUAUGCCGUCGUCGUCUGCCAUCCCCGGUUUCAUCCACCUGAACUACACGCUUGAAAACCCGUCAAUGCACCUUCUCACUUUCAACAUUACCAUGGAAGCCAGUGACCAAUUCGCGUUCAGUGGGCCAAAGUCGAUCGCAGUACAGUUGGUGCCGUUGAGCAGACACACCAUCCAAUAUAACCUCCUGGCAACUGGAAAAGACAAAUGGAUCCAGCCUCAGUUAGUGGUAGUUGAUUCCUACUACAACAAGACGCUGCGGGUGUUGCCCACGGAAGGGAUGAAGGCGGAUAAGAAGGGAAUUUUGAUCCAUAUAGCCUAAUCCAGGCUUCCAUACAAGAGGUCUGCUUAGAUAGAGGAUAAUCUUUACAAAAGUCACCACCCCCAGAAUCCUUUGCUAGGCUGUCAACCGAACCUUCAAUUCCCCCCUUCUUCU
Messenger RNA from Coccidioides immitis RS, 4071 nucleotides. RefSeq lists its product as uncharacterized. NCBI's taxonomy places the organism in Eukaryota, Fungi, Ascomycota, Eurotiomycetes, Onygenales, Onygenaceae. The record is from RefSeq and is a predicted model, not a curated record. The transcript is spliced from 4 exons. Bases 166 to 3957 code for a protein of 1263 amino acids.